CGACGGCGCAGACGUAGUGCGUCACGGGCAGCCUGGCAGUAGGCGGUGUGGAGGCGGACGCUUCCAGAAGUCUGUCCGACCGGGGCGUCAAAGCCGGUCUUCAGGUGAUGAGCUGAGGGCACAGCGGUGAAGUCAUCAAGUAUUUCCUAGAGAUUGAUGGAAGCAGAAACCAAAACACUUCCCCUGGAGAAUGCAUCCAUCCUUUCAGAGGGCUCUCUACAGGAAGGGCACCGAUUAUGGAUUGGCAACCUGGACCCCAAAAUCACAGAAUACCACCUCCUCAAGCUCCUCCAGAAGUUUGGCAAGGUCAAACAGUUUGACUUCCUCUUCCACAAGUCAGGCGCUUUGGAGGGGCAGCCUCGGGGGUACUGUUUUGUUAACUUUGAAACUAAGCAGGAAGCAGAACAAGCCAUCCAAUGUCUCAAUGGCAAGCUGGCACUGUCUAAGAAGCUGGUGGUACGAUGGGCACAUGCUCAAGUAAAGCGAUAUGAUCACAACAAGAAUGACAAGAUCCUUCCAAUCAGUCUUGAGCCGUCCUCAAGCACUGAGCCAACUCAGUCUAACCUAAGUGUCACUGCAAAGAUCAAAGCCAUUGAAGCAAAGCUGAAGAUGAUGGCAGAAAAUCCUGAUGCAGAGUACCCAGCAGCACCUGUCUAUUCCUACUUUAAGCCACCAGAUAAAAAAAGGACUACUCCAUAUUCCAGAACAGCUUGGAAAUCUCGAAGAUGAUGGUUAUGAAUUAUUGUAGCAGCAAAAGAAAAUUGUUCUCCACACCUAAGCUCCUUUGCCUUUGUACAUUGUAGAUGUAAGCGGUACUGUCCAACAGAGCACAAUCACAUGUUAGAAUUUGGUAAUACAACGUUUUUGGUUGUUCCUGAUAUGUCUUCCCUAAACAAUACGUGGAAUUGAAUAUCAUCCAGAAUAAAUAGGAUGAUGUCCAAAACUGUGAUUUGAACACUGAGAUGCUCUAGUUGGCUGGGUUUGCUUGAAUUUUUAACUCCAGAAAUACAGUGUUCCAGAGAGAAAGCCAAGCUUAUAAUCAGGAGAAAAAAAUUAUUAAGUCCAUCAAAGAAAAACAGGGCAUUUUCCUGGGCACAUGUUUGCAACAUAAAAAGCAAAAAAAGUAACAUGAGAGGCAGAUUUUUAAAUCAUAACUAGAACUACUGGAGAAUUUACAAUGGCAGUCUUUCCAACUGGAUUGAAAAAAGAAUUAUUGGCCAUUUGUAGUAAUCUGUUUAAGAAUUAUGCUUGUAAGUUUCAAAAUCCCAAUUAGGAAAACAUGGUGUGUAUAUCUUAAAAUUGUUUACGUCAACAAACUGGAUUCCAGUUUAACAUUUUUUACUACAACAAACAUUCUAUUUAGAAACCCAGCUUUUACUCUCUAGUGAUCAUUUUUAAGAAUCUAAAUUAUCCUACCUUCUCUAAUACCAAAUAUUACUACCACAGCACUUUUGAAAGUUGCAGUAAUUGCAUGAGAUUGUUUUUAUAGCAUGAGAUUUCUCUGUUUGGAACUGUGUCAUGGCUGAUCUAAAUAGAAAAGCAAACAUUCUUGGAAAGCCUAAACUUUGCUGUAUAAGUCACCAUCAAGCAUUACUACCUAAUAAUUCUGUAGGGUCUGAGGAGAAGAGGCGAGAUGGGCUGUAAAGGCCACAUGCAGAGGGCACCAGGAAUCUGGAGCGGCCUCUGCUCUGGCACCCACAUUGUGACCACCUCAUGUUUUCAGUAGUUCUAAAAAACAGCAUGACUUGAAAACAAUCAUUUGUAGAACACCCUAGAUGAAAAAUAAAAUGCCUCUUUGAACAAUUCUGACCAGAACAGUGUAGAGAGAUUCAUAAAAGUGUUUCUUCAACUCGGUUUGGUCAUUUUUGAUACCAUCUUUGACAGACUGUAAGUGGGCAGCACUAUUGCUCCUCUAUAAGUACAUCACUCCAGGUGCCAUUCGUGGUAAUUAAAGACUGUUUACCACUUUCAUUACUAGUUAAAAAAAGAAAAAUAAGAAGCUUCCAUUGUAGAUACUUAAGUCUUCCUAAUAAUAUAAAGAUACCAAGCAUGGUGUCAAACAUCUAUAAUCCUGGUACUGGAGAGGCUUAGGCUGGAGGGUCACAAGUUCAAGAGUAGCCUAGACUAGGUAGUGCUUUCCCCAAGGUCAGUCUUUUUAGAUGUCUUUAGAUAUCAGAUACUCUACAUUUAAUUAGCUCUACGUAUAUUUGUGAUGCAAGUGGCUCUCCUUCCACUUGGAGGCUAGUUCAGGGAGGUGGGAGCAACUGUCUCCCUUUUUUUUUUUUUUUUUUUCUGGUGACUUCUUGAAGUAUAGAAUGCACCAUUUUAUCCUUAGGUCCUCAAAAGGUUAUGCUAAUACAAAACUUAAUGCCAGUAGCCUUCUAUUUUUAAUAGAAACUUAGACAAUACUUAAGUUAGGACUCUAUUAGAGUUACUUCCUCUAGAAACCAGAACUAUUUAUUUGUAUUUAAAACAAUGUUUAUUAUUUGUACCAGUUCUUAUCCCUCCAUGUGAAUAAAUGCAAGACCUUCUCUGUG
Molecule: messenger RNA, 2537 nt
Organism: Perognathus longimembris pacificus (Pacific pocket mouse)
Lineage: Eukaryota; Metazoa; Chordata; Mammalia; Rodentia; Heteromyidae
Gene: Rbm18
Product: RNA binding motif protein 18
Exons: 6
Coding region: 157-729 (190 amino acids)
Molecular function (GO): RNA binding
Source: RefSeq, a predicted model, not a curated record